This is a messenger RNA of Recurvomyces mirabilis, 708 nucleotides long. It is a transcript of the gene PRE3, whose product is annotated as Proteasome subunit beta type-1. The transcript is spliced from 2 exons. Gene Ontology annotation, molecular function: threonine-type endopeptidase activity. The record is from RefSeq and is a predicted model, not a curated record. Bases 1 to 708 code for a protein of 235 amino acids. Lineage: Eukaryota; Fungi; Ascomycota; Dothideomycetes; Mycosphaerellales; Teratosphaeriaceae. Gene Ontology annotation, cellular component: proteasome core complex.
AUGGUGAUGAUGAUGAAUGGACAGACUGGGAUGCUCGGUGAAGAUGGCAUCCACAUCGAUAUGAACCACCUCAAAAGCGGCGAAGUGAACCUUGGAACCUCGAUUAUGGCCAUCAACUUCAAGGAUGGUGUGAUAUUGGGAGCAGACAGCAGGACAACAACAGGCGCAUACAUCGCAAACAGAGUCACAGACAAGCUCACACAAGUACACGACACGAUCUGGUGCUGUCGAUCAGGCUCCGCAGCCGACACACAAGCGGUGGCCGACAUUGUGCAAUACCAUCUUGGCAUGUACGGCAUCACGAACGACGAGCCACCGACCACACAGACCGCCGCGGCAAUCUUCCAGGAGCUCUGCUACGACAACAAGGAUGCAUUGAGUGCGGGCAUCAUCAUCGCGGGAUGGGACAAGAGGCAUGGUGGGCAGGUAUACAGCAUUCCUCUUGGCGGCUCGCUACACAAGCAGGCGUAUGCGAUUGGUGGCUCGGGUUCGACGUACAUCUACGGCUACUGCGAUGCGAACUGGAAGGAGAACAUGGACGAGGAGGAAGGCAUCAAGUUUGUGAAGGGAGCGUUGCAAGAGGCUAUCAAGUGGGAUGGUAGCUCGGGUGGUGUUAUCAGGAUGGUGGUGCUGACGGCAGCAGGUGCGAUACGGCAUCUGUAUUUGCCUGAUCGCAAUUACACUGGUCCUGGUACGGGCAAGCCAUGA